This is a messenger RNA of Pleurotus ostreatus (oyster mushroom), 1173 nucleotides long. RefSeq lists its product as uncharacterized. Gene Ontology annotation, molecular function: 3'-5' DNA helicase activity; four-way junction helicase activity; ATP binding. Gene Ontology annotation, cellular component: chromosome; cytoplasm; nucleus. Lineage: Eukaryota; Fungi; Basidiomycota; Agaricomycetes; Agaricales; Pleurotaceae. Bases 1 to 1173 code for a protein of 390 amino acids. The transcript has 2 exons. Gene Ontology annotation, biological process: double-strand break repair via homologous recombination. The record is from RefSeq and is a predicted model, not a curated record.
AUGUCCGACUCGCGACGCGUCUGGAGUAUCGAAGCCGUACGCGAGCUCACGUCGAGGUACUUUAACAAGCGGGCAUGCUUGUUUCAAAUCCAAGUAGCAAUGGCCAUCUACUGUGACCGGAAAGACGUCGUUGCCUGCGCACCAACAGGGUCUGGAAAGACUCUGUCCUUCUGGAUUCCUCUGAUCAUGGCGCAGGCGGAUGGAUUGAAGAAGAUUAUGAUCGUCGUUACUCCGUUGAACUUGCUAGGCCAGCAGAAUGUGAACGAGCUGGCAUUAGCUCAUAUCCGAGCUGUGGCAGUCAAUAGCGAGAACAAUUCAGCUUCAUUAUGGAAGGACAUCAAGACCCAUCACUUCGACGUCGUCAUCAUCAACCCCGAGAUCUUAAUGGGCAGUGACGAGGCUACGGUGCUUCUUGAGGAUCCGAAAUUCGCGUCGUUGAUACUACACAUCGUCUUCGAUGAGGGACAUUGUAUUAGUGAAUGGGGGAGGUUCCGGAAAGAUUAUUCUCGCCUGGGUGCUCUCCGACACACGAUUCGAUCAGUCGAGAAGAUUCCGUUCUAUGUUGCGUCUGCUACGUUGCCAAAAUCCAUCCUUGCAGAUAUUGCGAGCAUACUCCGGCUUCGAGACGACGAAACACGAUACAUAUUGCAAUCGAAUGACCGGCCAGAAGUCGCUCUACUAGUGCGACCGUUAGUCUAUGCUGCCAACAGCUACAGGGACCUUGAGUUCCUCUUGCCAGGCAAACCGUAUUGCAAUGACGCACCCGAGAAGUUCAUUGUUUUCUUCGAUAAUAUGAAAGAAGCAGAGGCGGCGCGGGAUGCCCUGCGAAAGCGGCUCAGUACCAUCAAUAAGAGCCGAGUGAAACACUUCCACUCGACGAUGACACAAGACUACCGUCGAGAAGAGUUGGAACGGUUUCGUCGGCUCGCCAGCAGAAGUACCCUAAUAGAGCUAGGAGAGGCUAGGAGGCAUAUGCUAACAACGCGUGAUUUAUCCCAACAAGGACAUAAACUGUCUGCCGUAGUCUGCCGAGGCAUAGCUGUCACAAGUGACUCAGGUUCUCGGCAAAGGGCAUGGGAAGAGAUUCGGAGGUCUCGGCGACAUAUUUUGCCAGCCGCUCUGUCGAGAGUUUCAAGCUCGCUUGACGAUGUACUUGUUUACAUCGCGCCUUAG